CAUAGCACAGAGACCAUUGUUAGAGCUGUGAUGAGAUAUUGUUAGAUCUGGUGCACUAUAAACAGUAUAAACUGUUUAAAAAUUCGGUUAGUGGAUAAAUAUUUAACAUAAUUAUUAGUAAUUAAUGUAAUAAAUGCCCUUGGGUUAGCUAUAGAAGCAAAUUGCAAACAUAAAGAUAAUUUGUUUAAAUUGCAUUACACUACACAUACAACUCAUUACGUUAGGAUUGUGUACGCCGGUACAGAAUUCGAAAAUUUGUUGAUUUAUGAAUUUAGCAGAAAUUGUAUUAUUAAUUUAAUCAAUCUAGAAUAUUAUAUUUUAUUAUGUUUAUAACAAGUUCAAUAUCUACUAUUAACCGGAUUUAUCCUUUGAUGAAUGAUCAAUUAAGAUGUACAUGUGUAAAAAAUUUAUCACAAUUAACUAAAAAACAAGCAGAACUCAUGAGGAAAAAGUUGCCUCAAAAACAUCCAAUUAAUGGUGUGAACCACAUAAUAUUGGUGGCAUCUGGUAAAGGAGGUGUUGGUAAAUCAACAACAGCUGUAAAUCUAGCUACAGCUAUAAAAUGUGUUGCACCUAACAAAGAUGUUGGAUUAUUGGAUGCUGAUGUAUUUGGUCCAUCUAUACCAUUAAUGAUGAAUUUACAUGAAACCCCUUUAAUUAAUAAUAAUAACCUUAUGGUGCCUCUCAUUAACUAUGGUGUUAAGUGCAUGUCAAUGGGUAAUUUGAUAACCAAUCAAUCAGCAGCUAUUUGGAGAGGACUUAUGGUAAUGGGAGCCAUCGAUAAAUUAAUUAGAGGUGUCUCCUGGGACCAUACAGAUUACCUUAUAGUAGAUACACCACCAGGAACAGGAGAUACACACUUAUCUCUAGCUCAAAAUAUUCCAAUCAGUGGUGUUUUAAUUGUUACUACUGGUCAAAAAGCUGCUCUUGAUGUGACCAGGAGAGGUAUAACAAUGUAUAAAAAGUUAAAUAUUCCUAUUUUGGGAAUAAUACAAAAUAUGAGUACUAUGAAAUGUUCAAAAUGUUCAAAUGAAAAUUUUAUUUUCGGAGAUAGUGUUCAAGAAUUAGCCACACAAGAAAAAAUAGAUACAUUAUUUUCUAUACCUUUGGAUCCUAUUAUAACUAAUGGUUGUGAUUCUGGUCAGCCUAUUGUCAUCACUCAUCCGGAAUCCUCACAAGUUAAAACUUACAAGAGUUUAGCAGAAUAUUUGAUAAAUUCGUUAAACAAAGUCACUAGUAAGUGA
Rhopalosiphum maidis (corn leaf aphid) is the source of this 1244-nucleotide messenger RNA. It is a transcript of the gene Nubpl, whose product is annotated as iron-sulfur protein NUBPL. Lineage: Eukaryota; Metazoa; Arthropoda; Insecta; Hemiptera; Aphididae. The transcript has 9 exons. Gene Ontology annotation, molecular function: ATP-dependent FeS chaperone activity; 4 iron, 4 sulfur cluster binding; ATP binding. Gene Ontology annotation, cellular component: mitochondrion. The coding region runs from base 324 to 1244 and encodes 306 amino acids. Gene Ontology annotation, biological process: iron-sulfur cluster assembly; mitochondrial respiratory chain complex I assembly. The record is from RefSeq and is a predicted model, not a curated record.